AGACAUAAAGGAAGACAUAAAGUAGACAUAAAGGUAAACAUAAGGGUAGACACAAAGGUAAACAUAAAAUAGUCCGUGCAGCUUAUGCUGUUUUCAAGCUACGAAAUUUGGCAUCCUGAUUAAGAUGUUUCAGUGAACAAUGUAAAAACCAAGGGACAAUGGGAGGUUAAAUUAAUGAAAGGAUUGAGGAUUAUUUUUGUGUUUUAAUCUUGAGUUUUAAUUUUUAUUCUUUCCUUAUUCUUUUGUAAUUUUUUAGGUUGACCAUCGAUAGACAAUAUUUUUUUAAUUACUGAAUUAAACUUCGUUUUCCAAUGGCCAAUGCAAAAGUUGUUAAAUUUGAUGACAAAACUAAAAGAACACGUGACCGUUUGCUGACAUUAGUAUGUCUGACACUGCAGGCUCAAUCAAGAAGUUUUCAAAACACAAGCAGUGCAUGUUUGUGCGAGAAGAAAUUUGCUGAAAUAUCUUAAUAUAUGGAUGAUGACGGCGACAGAAAUGAAUAUACACUUACCUCUUUUGAACCUCUUUCACCAGAAGAUGAGAAAUCUGGUUUGCGCAAGUUUUUCGAGGAGAUUAAAACGAAAACUUUGCUCACUCUGGGACGUUCGUUCUCACAUGACAAUGUGAACGUGGAUCAAAGGUUGUCUCAAGCUAGCAAUAAUGGUUUAAGCAAUAGAAAGGAGGACACAAAUUUCAAUAGCAAUGAAAGUUUUAAAACCAAUGAUAACAGUAAAAGGGAAUUAAGUAAUGAGAGUGUAAAUGAAAACGCAAGAACUCCAACUUCCGUUUUAAGACGUCUCACUCACCUUGCUCUGUUGGAAAAGACAGAUCAAAAGCAUUCUCAAGUCACAAACAGUUUGAGGAAAUUCUGGAUGCCAGAUGAACAAUGCAAAGAGUGCUAUGAAUGUAAUCAGAAGUUCAACACGUUUAGAAGACGUCAUCAUUGCCGUCUUUGUGGUCAAAUCUUCUGCAAUCGCUGUUGUAAUCAAGUGGUAUCUGGACAGCAGAUUGGAUACACAGGAGUAUUUCGUGUUUGUAUUUACUGUAAAAAGAUUGUUCUAACCUACACAUCUGGCUCAGACAUUCAGAAGAAUCUUAUGCAACUAAAAGAGGAUCUUAGUCUUGUUUCACAUCCAGAACAAGGGCAUUCAGCUUUAAAUCAACAAGGUUGGAAGACAUACUUUCCUGAUCCUGAACUUAAAAUAUCAUUUGAUGUUUUUGGUGUGAGUGCAGAGGAGGCAAACCUGGUGAAACAGGAUUCUUACAAAGAACUAUGGCGUCAAAUAAUAUCGCGUGAAACUGGCCUAGAAUUUGUCACUCAUCGUGUCCGCUUUCGAACAUAUUCAGCCUGUUUUAUUGCACGUGAUUUAACAAAUUGGUUACUUAUCAAUAGAAAAGCAGCCAACAGGACUGUUGCACUUCACAUAUGUCAGGGUCUAUAUGAUCUUGGUUGGAUUGAGCCGGUGGGAGAGAAAGAAACGAUGUUUAAAGAUGAUUUUAUUCUCUACACUCCUGGACCUAGGGCAAAUGGAGACAUUGUUUAUACUGAAUCUUUUGCUUCCACAUCGUCGAUUGAGGCUCGAGACACUACGUCAUCAUGGCUUUCAUCAAGUUUCGACAAGAGUUGUUAUGACCGCAACAGAGAAGGAUUUCAUAAAAGUUAUUCAACAUCGACUAUUGUGACUCCUAAAGUGUACUCGCCGCCAUUUAAUGCCCGAUCUUUAUCGUACGAAAAUGUUCUACCUAAACGACAAGAAAAACAUGUUGAGCAGCCCAAGAUGCCCAAAGAAACUUCAAGAUCACAGCAAUCAUGUAUUGACAUUUUCGUAAAUGUCGAUAAUGCUUUUCUGCCAAAGACGGUCAUGUCCGAAAAUGUGGAGGAGGGGGCUGAGACUGAAAAUGACGUCAUCGGUGACGUAAAACAGGAUAAUGCAAGGAUCACAGUUAAAGAUCUAAAGAUUUCAUCAGCUGAGGAAAGGGAAGAAAAGAAUGCUCGGGAAAAGCUAAGUGUUAUCCAUAAGAAACAUAUUUCCGCGUUUCUUGUUCAAUUGUUGGACCGCGUUGGUCUGCACGAGUCUUGGAAAGAUGUCAUUGAAAAUAUCGCAAUAAAAGUUUGUAACAUGGUUUCUCCAGACAUUAAGAAUAAUGACGACAUGGACAUUCGGGAGUAUGUGAAGAUAAAGAAGAUCCCAGAAGGAUCUAGAAGCGAAUGUCGUAUAGUCAGCGGUGUUGUGUGCACGAAAAACGUUGUCCAUAAAAAAAUGGCGCCCGCUAUUACACAACCUCUCGUGUUAAUGUUAGCUUGCCCAGUUGAUUACCAGCGUGUAGAGAAUAAAAUGGCGUCUCUGGACUCCUUAGUCUUGCAAGAACACGAAUUUAUCAAGAAUUUAGUCGGUCGUAUUGCCGCGUUGAAACCGACCCUUUUAUUGGUAGAAAAAAGCGUAUCACGUUUGGCACAAGACAUGCUAUUGGCUAAAGGAAUCUCUGUCAUCAUAAACAUUAAACAUAAACUAAUGGCUCGUAUAUCACGAUGUGUUGAAGGCGAUGUAUUGCCAUCUCUGGACCAAGGCAGCAGGCCUAGGUUGGGAAGCUGUCAGAAAUUCAAAAUCCAAAAAUAUACUUUUCAGAAUGCUUUCUUUAAAACGCUGGCGUUUUUCGAAGGCUGUACUCCAAAACUGGGAGCAACGGUCAUUCUUCGUGGAGGAAGCCAUCUUGAAUUGAAGAAGGUUCAAAACAUUUUAAGGUUUAUGAUUUUUAUUGUUUAUAACUCAAAACUGGAGCAAGCGUUUAUUAUUGAUGAGUUUGGUAUGCCUUUUGUGGGAGACGAGCAAGAAAAGGAGAGUGAAAAUGGAAAGGAUUCUUCGUUAAAAAGAAGCGAAGUAUUGUUCACCAUUGAAGGUGAAUCGACUGUUAAGGAAGAAGAUUACGAAAAUGAGGAAACAAACGAAGGAGAGAUUAUGAAAUAUGAGAGUGAUGAACAACUUUGUGAAAGCGAUGUCGACUUGAAACAUGAUGAACAUGCAUCUACGACAGUAAACUCUGAAUUGUUAUUGAAUCAUUUCGUCGACGACAAAAAUGUUGAUCGUGAUGAUGCUUCUAUGGAAGAAAUGGGCAUAAAUGGCGAGACGUUCAUAAAGUUUCUUCAUAACAAUAUUUUAUCAUCGUCACCUUUGAUUCAAUACCCAUUGCCUUUCUUUUUAACUGCCGAGGGUAAAAAUUGUGAACUACGAGAAUUUAUCUCUGAUGAUAUGUACUGGACCUCGACGUUGCUCGGUAAAACCUCGUUGGCCCGUCGUAAUUCUCCGGAAGAGCUCGAACAUACACCGAGCGGACAAUUUGAGGAUGUUGUUCUGAUUGAUAGUCAUCCAUUUGUGUUUGCUAACACGCUAUUGGAUGGAGGAAAUUCGAAUGUCCUUGAUCUUCUUGCUAGUUUUAGAGCACAAGGAGGCAGGAUACAGUUGAUGGAAAAUGUUUGUGUGAAAGAUGUCUUAGAUGAAGAGAAAUGUGAAGGUUCUUGCAAACAAGAAAAUGAUUUACUGAAACAAUACACUUUGCGGGAUUGUUUUGACCCGUUUCAACAACAAAUGAUUGCAGUUGUGUUUAGCAGUUAUUCAAGAGAAUCUGCGAACUUUCCACGACCUUGUAUAGCACCGUGCACCGUGUUUAUGGAGUUUUACGGAAAGAAUGACGUCACUCUUGGAUAUUUUCUUGAACGUUACUGUUUCAGGCCAUCCUACGUGUGUCCCAAUCCAAACUGUGACGUACCUAUGGUAAAACACGUGAGAUAUUUUGCACACGGUGAUGGCGCUGUUUACGUCAAUAUGAAGAAUCUUGAGUCGCCUAUUCCGGGUUUUUCGACAACGUUACUAACUUGGAGUUGGUGCAAAGAAUGUAAACAGGUAACUCCUGUCGUCAAAGUUUCUCCAGAAGCGUGGAAUUUAUCUUUUGCUAAAUAUCUCGAGUUAAGAAUUUAUGCGACCCAAUAUGGACGGCGAGCGACCAUGGAACCUUGCAAACACUCAUUACAUCAAGAUCAUUAUCAAUAUUUUGCUUUAAAUAAUAUCGUCGCUUCGCUAAAAUAUGUGUCUUUAAACAUUUAUAAAGUUAAACUCCCGCCGACGGUGAUAAGAAUCAUCGAAGAAGAACGGCAGCCUUCGUUUUGGGUGAAACUUAUUCAAACUAUCAGUAAAAAGAUUGACCAGCUCAUAAAAUCCAUCAAUGAACGCAUUGCCAUGUUAAAGGUUGAAAGUCACAACUCGAAAUGUUUCUCAGAUAUAGAAUACGAUAAGGCUCCACUCGAAGAAAAGGUCAAAGUUCUAGAAAGCAAGGCAAAGCUCUUGUCCAGUCCUCUCUCCUUUCAAUCAGGUAGCGCAGACGAUGAAAGCUUAUUAGAGGCUCACGAAGUGUCAGCGGUCGAAUACGAAAUUUCUGAUGGUAUAAUUGUUCUAAAGAGAAUGAUUUGUGAAUGCUGGGAGACUUGGAACUCAAAAUUGAUGGAGUUGAUUCAAUUUGACAACGAAAAAAAGAAAAACAAAUCCAUUGAAAGGCAAUUGGGAAAUUCUUUACCAAAUCAGAAUCCAGCGGAAAAUUGUCACAUGAAUGUGUUUACCAACAACGUCGCCAUACAACAAAAAAACCAUAAUCCUAAUUUGACCUCCCGAAUCAAUUCAUUUUCUGUGGAUGAUACUUUGUCUUUGGCAGAAAUUAACUCAUUCAAUUCUGCAGAUGGGAAAUUUGGACAAGAUUUGCGUAAUCCCGACGUGUUACCGAACCUUACUGAAAGUUUAAACACAUUAGACUUUGAUCGAUCAUCGACCGAAGACGAACCGAAACCAGAAGACGGUCGUGGUCCAAAAAUCAAACGAAUUUUUUCUCAGUUUCUUCCUGGUUUGUCGUCUCGUUCAAUUCCAUGUCCAUUUCCUCUCAACGAACAUCAUAUGUUACCGUUGAGUGACGUCAUUCCAAUUGUGGUGAAUGAAAAAGAGCCAACGUCGAUAAUUGCGUACACUUUGAGCAGCUCAGACUACCGUGAACACCUGCAGAUAAUUCAAGCAUCUAUUGAUGAGUAUUCAGAAUCUUUUACUUGUAUCGAUGGAGACGAAACCUUAAAAAGUAGUGAGAAAUCAAGAUCAAGGGCAAGAUCAGAAACUUUAAGUAACACAAGUCUCAUGUCGAACAUUGAAGAUGAUUUAGUGGAAAAUUACUUUCAAUGGAAUGAAUCUGAAGAUGAUACGGUGUUGGUGGUAGAUUUUGUACAAAAAUCCAGCUCAUCAACUACGAACAACUCAACUAAUGAUGAAGAAAAUGGAAAAGAAAAAGGAAAAAUCGUAAAAUAUACAUCAAAAUCAACCGUUAAUCCUGCUAAGGUUGGGUUGCAUUCGAGGAAUCGGGCAAAUGAAGCAACUAAAGAGAGAGAAAUUAAUGAAAGUGAAGAAUCAAUUGCUGACGGUAAAGAUUUCACUCCAAGUUCAAGUUCAACUCAAGAUGAUACAAAAUAUCACAUAAGACAUUCUUUUUUAGACUCCUCAGCAAAGUUCUUUUGCAUCGUGUACUUUGCCGAACAGUUUCGAAAAAUCCGUAAAGCAUUAUUUCCAGACGGAGAAGAAAGAUACAUCCGCUCGUUGCAACAUUGUAUGAAGUGGCAAGCCACAGGUGGAAAGUCGGGCUCAUCAUUUUGCAAGACUACAGAUGAUCGGUUUGUGAUAAAAGAAAUGUCUCGUCCUGAAGCUCAAUCUUUUCUAAAUAUCGCGCCCUAUUACUUCCAGUACAUUGAGAAAGCAAUUUUAGAGAAGAAACCAACCUUACUUGCUAAAAUUCUUGGUGUCUACAGGAUCGGUUUCAACAGUAAACAGACAAAUGUGCCUGUUCGAAAAGAUCUUUUAAUUAUGGACAACAUCCUGUACAACUGUAAGGUUGACCAGGUUUAUGACUUGAAAGGCUCCAUACGCAGUCGAUAUGUAAAUCAUUCAUCUGAUAAAGAGAAUAAUGUCUUAUUAGACGAAAAUCUUUUGGAAAUGAUUACAGAAUGUCCGCUCUUCAUUCGUCCACAUUCAAAAGCGGUUUUAUCGCGAGCUAUCAACAAUGACACGGAAUUUCUCGUCAAACAUAUGGUUAUGGAUUAUUCUCUGCUGUUAGGGAUUGAGCGAAGUACAUCCACAUGUGUUGUCGGAAUUAUAGACUUCAUACGAACUUUUACAUGGGAUAAAAAAUUAGAAAUGUACGUCAAAUCAACUGGUAUUCUUGGUGGACAAGGCAAAAUGCCGACUGUUGUCUCACCUGAACUCUACAGAGAACGUUUCUGCUCGGCCAUGCAACGAUAUUUUCUUAUGACACCAAAUAAAUGGCUUGGCCUUGGAAAUGAAGUUAAAUAACUCUUAGAAGUUUAAAUUAUUAUAUGAAUGGGAUAGGGGGUAAAUAGGAGUACUGUGGGAUAAGACAACGGUGGCAUAUUUUUUGGUCUUUCAAAGCGAAUUCAAACACGAUUUCAGAAAAUUAAUAAAAGUAAUUAUUGUUAGUACUAUUUGUAACAUAUAGGUUUAUUCAUUAACGUUUUCGUAGCAAAUGUUAAUUUGCUCUUUAAUUAUGUUUUGUUAGAAAUAAUUUCUAUUUGUGAAGUUAAACCAAAUUACAAUUUAAUUGGUUUUAUUCACCAUUAUAGCAAAUUAUUGUCGAGUGCUUUUCGGCUAUAAUUCAUUAAAAAAAAACAAUGUGAAAACUACAUAAAAUAAUAUUUAGAAAACCUGUCAGCAUUGUCUGAGUGACAAUAAAUUUUUUUUUCCUUUCUCCGACUCA
Messenger RNA from Xenia sp. Carnegie-2017, 6792 nucleotides. RefSeq names its product 1-phosphatidylinositol 3-phosphate 5-kinase-like. Gene Ontology annotation, molecular function: ATP binding; metal ion binding; 1-phosphatidylinositol-3-phosphate 5-kinase activity. Gene Ontology annotation, biological process: phosphatidylinositol metabolic process; intracellular signal transduction. The transcript has 35 exons. NCBI's taxonomy places the organism in Eukaryota, Metazoa, Cnidaria, Anthozoa, Malacalcyonacea, Xeniidae. Bases 474 to 6371 code for a protein of 1965 amino acids. The record is from RefSeq and is a predicted model, not a curated record.